Messenger RNA from Syngnathus typhle (broad-nosed pipefish), 5111 nucleotides. It is a transcript of the gene col1a1a, whose product is annotated as collagen, type I, alpha 1a. The record is from RefSeq and is a predicted model, not a curated record. Gene Ontology annotation, molecular function: protein binding; extracellular matrix structural constituent. The transcript has 49 exons. Bases 184 to 4527 code for a protein of 1447 amino acids. Lineage: Eukaryota; Metazoa; Chordata; Actinopteri; Syngnathiformes; Syngnathidae.
AAACCCUGGUGGAAAGUUAGUGUAGGCAGUAGGGAGUUUUCUGCUGGGGUCAGGAGGACUGUGGAAACAAGCGGACCCUGCCCCAAACACCCGUGUAUGAGUGGAGUGUAGCAGGAAGAGAAGACACCCCCAACUUUUUCCUCUCUUGCCUCAAAGAGUCUACAUGUCUAGAGGCAUCUAGAUAUGUUCAGCUUUGUGGAUUUGCGGCUGGCGCUGCUGCUCAGCGCAGCGGCGCUCUUGGUGAGGGCCCAGGGCGAGGACGACAGCACGGGCGGAAGCUGCACCCUUGACGGGCGGGUGUUUUCGGACCGUGACGUAUGGAAACCAGAGCCAUGCCAGAUCUGCGUGUGCGACAGCGGCACCGUGAUGUGCGAUGAGGUUAUCUGCGAGGACACAAGUGACUGCCCCAACCCCGUCAUUCCCCAUGACGAGUGCUGCCCCAUCUGCCCCGACGAAGGCUACCAGGGUCAAUCUCAGGUCGAGGGACCCAAGGGAGACCGUGGACCCAAGGGAGAAAGAGGUCCCGUUGGUCCCGCUGGUAACGAUGGUAUCAACGGCCAGCCCGGUAUGCCCGGACCUCCCGGCCCCCCUGGACCCCCCGGCCUCGGUGGAAACUUCUCCCCUCAGAUGUCUCACGGCUAUGAUAAGUCUCCCGUCUCUCCCAUCCCUGGACCCAAGGGCCCAAUGGGACCCCGUGGAUCCCCUGGAUCCCCUGGUCCUAGCGGCCCUCAGGGAUUCACUGGUCCCCCUGGUGAGUCUGGAGAGGCCGGACCUGCUGGACCUAUGGGACCCCGCGGAGCCCCUGGCCCCGCUGGCAAGAACGGAGAGGACGGUGAAUCUGGCAAACCAGGUCGUAAUGGUGAGCGUGGACCCCCUGGAGCUCAGGGAGCUCGCGGUUUCCCAGGAACCCCCGGUCUGCCCGGUGUCAAGGGACACAGAGGAUUCAGCGGUCUGGAUGGUGCCAAGGGAGACAGUGGCCCUGCUGGACCUAAGGGAGAGACUGGAGCCGCUGGUGAGAACGGAACCCCCGGAGCUAUGGGAGCCCGUGGUCUGCCUGGCGAGAGAGGCCGUGCUGGUGCUGCUGGAGCUGCUGGUGCUCGUGGUAACGAUGGUGCCGCUGGUGCUGCCGGACCUCCCGGUGCCACUGGCCCCGCUGGACCUCCUGGAUUCCCCGGUGGCCCUGGAGCCAAGGGAGAGGCUGGAGCUCAAGGACCCCGUGGACUUGAUGGCGUCUCUGGAGCCCGUGGUGAGCCCGGUAACCCUGGACCCGCUGGUGUUGCCGGACCUUCUGGCAACUCCGGAGCUGAUGGAGCUCCUGGAGCUAAGGGACUUCCUGGUGCUGCUGGAGUUGUUGGAGCUCCCGGUUUCCCCGGACCCCGUGGACCUCCAGGACCUUCUGGUGCUGCUGGUGCCCCCGGACCCAAGGGUAACACUGGUGAGGCUGGUGCCCCUGGAUCCAAGGGAGAGCAUGGUGCCAAGGGAGACGCUGGUGCCCCAGGAGCUCAAGGACCUGCUGGACCUUCCGGUGAGGAGGGCAAGAGAGGAGCCAGAGGAGAGCCCGGUCCCGUUGGAGCCCGUGGAGUUCCUGGCGAGCGUGGUGGCACUGGCGGCCGUGGUUUCCCCGGUUCUGAUGGUGCUGCUGGACCCAGAGGUGCUACUGGUGAGCGUGGUGCUCCCGGUAUUGCUGGACCUAAAGGAUCUACUGGUGAGGCCGGUCGCACUGGCGAGCCUGGUUUGCCCGGAGCUAAGGGUAUGACCGGUAGCCCUGGCAGCCCUGGACCCGAUGGCAAGAUGGGAGCUACUGGUGCCCCUGGACAAGAUGGCCGCCCCGGACCCCCUGGCGCUGUUGGAGCUAGAGGCCAGCCCGGAGUCAUGGGAUUCCCCGGAGCCAAGGGAGCCGCUGGUGAUGCUGGAAAGCCUGGCGAGAGAGGAGUGAUGGGACCUACCGGCCCAGUUGGUGCCCCAGGAAAGGACGGUGAGCUUGGUGCUCAGGGACCUGCUGGACCUAACGGACCUGCUGGUGAGAGAGGAGAGGCAGGACCUGCUGGUCCUCCAGGAUUCCAGGGACUUCCCGGACCCCAAGGUGCCACUGGUGAGAGUGGCAAAUCCGGAGAGCAGGGUGUGCCCGGAGAGGCUGGACCCUCAGGACCUUCUGGUGCUAGAGGCGAUAGAGGUUUCCCCGGCGAGCGUGGUGCCCCUGGUGCCGUCGGACCCACCGGUUCCCGUGGAUCUCCCGGAUCUGCCGGAAACGAGGGUGCUAAGGGAGAUGCUGGAGCACCCGGUGCUCCCGGAGCUCAGGGCCCACCUGGACUGCAAGGAAUGCCUGGUGAGCGUGGUGCCGGUGGUCUUCCAGGACUGAGAGGAAAUAGAGGAGAGCAAGGAGCUAAGGGCGCUGAUGGUGCACCUGGCAAGGAUGGUCCUCGUGGAAUGGGUGGUGCUAUUGGACUUCCCGGCCCUGCUGGAGCUACCGGAGACAAGGGAGAGACUGGCCCCGCUGGACCUGUUGGACCUGCUGGAGCCCGUGGAGCCCCUGGUGAGCGCGGAGAGGCUGGAGCCCCUGGACCUGCCGGAUUUGCUGGACCUCCUGGUGCUGAUGGUCUUGCUGGUGCUAAGGGAGAGGCUGGUAACAAUGGUGCUAAGGGUGAUGCUGGUCCUCCUGGUCCUUCUGGACCUACUGGUGCCCCCGGACCCCAGGGUCCCGUUGGAAACUCUGGUCCCAAGGGAGCUCGUGGACCUGCUGGAGCUCCUGGUGCUACUGGCUUCCCUGGUGCUGCUGGCAGAAUUGGACCUCCUGGCCCCUCUGGUGUUGCUGGACCUCCUGGGGCUGCUGGACCCAGUGGAAAGGAAGGACCCAAAGGAAACCGUGGUGACACCGGAGCUGCUGGUCGCACUGGUGAGGUUGGAGCUGCUGGAGCCCCUGGACCUUCUGGUGAGAAGGGUAGCCCUGGUGCCGAUGGUGCUCCUGGUCCUGCUGGUAUUCCUGGACCUCAGGGACUCAGUGGACAGCGUGGUAUUGUCGGUCUGUCUGGAAUGAGGGGAGCGGUCGGUAUGACUGGACUGCCUGGACCUGCUGGUGAGCCCGGAAAGCAGGGACAUGCUGGCCCCGCUGGUGAGCGUGGACCUCCUGGACCCUCAGGACCCCCUGGACUGGCUGGACCCGCUGGCGAGACCGGACGUGAGGGUUCCCCUGGUAAUGAGGGAUCUGCUGGCCGUGAUGGAGCUGCUGGCCCCAAGGGAGACCGUGGAGAGUCUGGCCCCGCUGGAGCUCCUGGCGCCCCCGGACCCCCUGGUGCCCCUGGACCCGUCGGACCUGCUGGAAAGAAUGGCGACCGUGGAGACACCGGACCUGCUGGGGCUGCUGGGCCUGCUGGUCCUGCUGGACCUCGUGGCCCCGCUGGAGCCGUUGGACUUCGUGGAGACAAGGGAGAAAAUGGCGAGGCUGGCGAGAGAGGCAUGAAGGGACACAGAGGAUUCACUGGCAUGCAGGGAGCUCCUGGACCCGCCGGUCAUGCUGGAGAGGCCGGACCUGCUGGUGUUGCUGGACCCGCUGGACCCAGAGGACCCGCUGGAUCUGCUGGUUCUGCUGGUAAGGAUGGUAUGACUGGCCUUCCUGGUCCCUCCGGACCUCCUGGACCUCGUGGACGCAAUGGAGAGAUGGGACCUUCUGGUCCUCCCGGACCUCCCGGACCCCCCGGAGCACCAGGCGCCCCUGGCGGUGGAUUUGACCUCGGUUUCAUUGCCCAGCCCCAGGAGAAGAGUCACGAUCCCUUCCACUUGUACCGCGCUGAUGACGCUAACGUUGUCCGUGACCGCGACCUGGAGGUUGACAGCACUCUGAAGACCCUGAGCCAGCAGAUCGAGCAGAUCCGCAGCCCAGACGGCACCCGCAAGAACCCUGCUAGAACCUGCCGUGACCUCAAGAUGUGCCACCCAGACUGGAAGAGCGGAGAGUACUGGAUUGAUCCCGACCAGGGCUGCAACCAGGAUGCCAUCAAGGUCUUCUGCAACAUGGAGACUGGAGAGACCUGUGUCGCCCCAACUCAGCGUGAGGUCGCCAUGAAGAACUGGUACAUCAGCAAGAACAUCAAGGAGAAGAAGCACGUCUGGUUCGGAGAGGCCAUGAACGAGGGCUUCCAGUUCGAGUACGGAAGCGAGGGCUCUCUGCCCGAGGAUGUCAACAUCCAGAUGACCUUCCUGCGUCUCAUGUCAACUGAGGCUUCCCAGAACAUCACAUACAACUGCAAGAACAGCAUCUCCUACAUGGAUGCCGCCACUGGCAACCUGAAGAAGGCUCUGAUCCUCCAGGGCUCCAACGAGAUUGAGAUCAGAGCUGAGGGCAACAGCCGCUUCACCUACAGUGUCCUCGAGGAUGGUUGCACGUCACACACCGGUGCAUGGGGCAAGACUGUCAUUGAGUACAAGACAACGAAAACAUCUCGCCUGCCCAUCAUUGACAUCGCUCCUAUGGAUGUUGGUGCUCCAGACCAAGAGUUUGGCCUUGAAGUUGGACCUGUCUGUUUCUUGUAAAAAGAGAAAUCUGGACUUGAACAUGUUGUGGUGCGUGAGUGUGUGCGUUUUAUUUUUUUUCUAGCAACAAUCCCUCUUUAAAAAAAAAAGAAAAAGCCACCAAAUCAUUUUUUCUGAUCUGGCCCCCUUUUUUUUUUUUACUCCACAUCCUGCGAUACAAUACGACCAUUGUUCCGGUGCUCUACCAUGCCUAAAACCUGCACUUCAACAAAGAUGGCAGUGAUGCGGCAAUGCUCACAUUGUCGCGUUUGGGACCACUACUUUUUUUUUUUGUUUCUGACUCUUUUGUUUUUGUCUUGUUUUUACCAUCACCAACACCAAGGAUCCCAUAGAGAAGAUUUUCACUGGCAACAAGAAAAUAAUAUAUGCUCCUGUAAAGUGUCCAAAAAAAAUUGACUUCCCCCCCAUUCUUCAACGAAGCCAAUCCAGGCCUCUCUGGAGUUUACAGAAACACACAGGUGACUUUUGUAUUUUUAUACACCCGCCCUGCGGUGAGAGGAAUGAAAGGACAGUCCCGACAGACAGACAGAACCCGAUUGCUUUGUACCACAAUUCAGGUGUUGAUGAAUAAACGGUGAAACUGA